UUUUUUACUCGGAAAAUUGCUGUUACGAAAGCCAAGCCGAUAAACAUGAAACUAAACUCGGUAACAAAUAGGCAAUUAUUUGAAAUUUUCUUUUUACAUAUAGUAGUACUUUCUCUGAGAGUAAAUACAACGAUGGGUCUGGAAGAAAAAAGUAUUGAAGUUCUAGAACCGAAUGAGAAAAGUAUAUGGUUUGUGCGUAGAAGUAGUUCGUACACUAUUACAUGGACCCAGAAAACUACCGCGUUUAGAUGGGRCAUUAGACUUCUCGAUAGCGAAACCAUGGAGAAAGUUCUCGAUAUUAGCCAAUCCUUGAGCGAGUAUAAAGAUAAAGAAAUGAGUUUUAGCUGGUUGAUACCAGAUAGUGUUUCAGAUGGUACGUAUGUUGUCAGAGUCAAGGACAGCAGCAACGACAAGAAUUAUGGGGACAGCCAACCGUUCUCAAUACGAACACAAGAGCUCGAUGGCUUCACGUCCAACACUUACAACUCCUUUUCSCCGUCUUCUCCUCACAGUCCCUCUCUUUUCACAACUCUCAACUCAACUCAACCAGAACAUCUCCUUCCUCACGAGAUAAAACACGCAAGACACUUGGAAGAAGAGGAGAAACGCUUUAGAAGUAUCAACAUGGARGACUAUUGGCCCAUGCCAAGGGAACACUGUACGAUACAACGUGUACAUCGUCCAAGCAAAGAACAGUUUAUGAAAGAGUUUGUAAAACCAAAAAUUCCUGUUAUUAUUACUGGUUUGAUGGAUGACUGGGAAGCAAUGAAGAACUGGAAUUUUGAGGAGCUUGGUAAGCAUCUUACCAAGGGAGUAAAGGUGGAUAUAAUGGAAAUAGUUGAUUCAGAUAUCAGGCCCUCUCGAUUUUCUUUCCAUAUGGAACCAAAGAGGUCUGGGUACCACUGGCGAGUAGAGACUAUCAAUGGAUCUCUGUGGAGUGCAUUGAUUUUGGGGUAUAAACGAUGGGGUUUGUACCCGCCAAACACUUUCUUUCCUCCAGGAGUUGUCCACAACAAAUAUCGCGUCCAGGACUCUCAGUCAUCUGAGCCUUUCACGUGGUGGGCCUAUACUCAGCCUCACUUACAGGCUGACCGUCAGCCUCUAGAAUGCGUCCAGAGGCCUGGGGAGAUUAUGUACAUUCCGUCGGGGUGGUGGUGGAGUUACAUUAACUUGAACGACUCUAUUGGCUUAAAGCGAUGGAUGUGCGAUGAAAUCAGUCUCCGAUCUUGUCUGACCGAGCUUAAGGAACAAGCGGACAGCGGUCGUCAUAAUUACUAUGCUGAUGUUUUCAUCCAAUUACGUCAUUACCUAUCCCAACAUCACUCAGAAAUCCUCAUGGUUGAUGACCGUGAGUUUCAUUCUCCUAUCAGUGGACUGGGAAAGACCUUUGCUGAAUUGCAGGACGAAACUAGUCAACGAGAAUACCAGGAAUAUUUUGGUAAAUACGAGAUUGGGCGCGAAUACCUUUAUGAUAAUGGCCAAGAAGAAGAAACACAAGAUGGAAAUGGGAGAGAAGAGCAGAGUCAACAGGAAAAACGGUUAGAAAGCAAAGAAUGGAUCAAACAAGUGAAAGAAGCAAGAAAGAAGAGAAAUUUAGACUAUUGAGCAAAUUGUAUUUAAAGGGGCACUUGGAUGAAAAUGGAUAAAAAUUGGAAAUGACGUUAAAUUUAGUUAAAAGUAUCUAUAUGGCCCCAA
This is a messenger RNA of Actinia tenebrosa (Australian red waratah sea anemone), 1695 nucleotides long. RefSeq lists its product as uncharacterized. The record is from RefSeq and is a predicted model, not a curated record. Gene Ontology annotation, cellular component: cytoplasm. Lineage: Eukaryota; Metazoa; Cnidaria; Anthozoa; Actiniaria; Actiniidae.